AUGGAUGGGACCAGCAGAAGCCUGAAGAAAGAAUUCAUCACCAAUCAGGAUCCAAAUUACCAACCUGCCCCAUACUUCCAAGCCUGCUGCCCUGUCCUUGAAGAAUGGUGCAAGGCAAUUGCAAAUGUGAUAGCCAAGGACAAGGAUGUCUCUCAUGGAGAAAUUCAUGAAAUAAUCAAACAGGGGAUAGAGAACUUAUCUUCACAUCCUCUCCCAGCUCCAUCACUCAUCCCUGCCCCCAAAGUACCAUCAUCUAUCAUCCCUCAACUAGCUUCAUCCUCUGUUGCCCCUCCAUUGUUUUUUCCCCCCACUCCUCUACUCAUAACCCAGGAGUUUUCUUUUUAA
Messenger RNA from Suillus subaureus, 345 nucleotides. RefSeq lists its product as uncharacterized. The record is from RefSeq and is a predicted model, not a curated record. The transcript has a single exon. Bases 1 to 345 code for a protein of 114 amino acids. Lineage: Eukaryota; Fungi; Basidiomycota; Agaricomycetes; Boletales; Suillaceae.